Aspergillus fumigatus Af293 is the source of this 1818-nucleotide messenger RNA. Lineage: Eukaryota; Fungi; Ascomycota; Eurotiomycetes; Eurotiales; Aspergillaceae. The record is from RefSeq and is a predicted model, not a curated record.
AUGAGCGACUCGCAAAGGGGCCAGGGACAGCCAAAGGGUCUGCCCGCGUGGACGGCGACGCGGACCGCCAAGGAGGGCGCACGAAAGAAGACCCGAACCACCUACUCUUGUCUGAACUGUCACAGACGGAAAGUCAAGUGUGACAGAGUGAAGCCAUGCAGUGCCUGUUGUCUUCGAGGCACGCCGUCCGAGUGCGAAUAUGGCACCAGCAAGCGAGACCACCAUUACAUCCAGCAGUCGGCUCUGAUCGACAGUCUGAUGAAAACAUGCGAGGACCUGAAGAAGCAGCUGGCCGAAGCGCGCGCGUUGGCCAAUCUUCCGCCGGUAAAGCCGGAGGAGCCAUUCUCGGUCUCGUCGCCAGAGGACCACCGCGAGAAGACGGUGGACGAGGAGCGGUCGCAAAACCCGGAGUCUCGAGCUUCUUCCUCGUUGAUCAAACAGUCGGCCGACCCGGCAGGUCGAUCCUUCGCGCAAACCACCAAUACCCCAUGCACGACCGAUCGGUCGUCUCGAUCGCUCAGUGACGACAAGCGCAUCCUGACCGACCCCGCGGUCGCGAGCUCGUUUGUGGAAGUGUUCGUCGAGCGUCUCAUUGACAAUUUCAGCCCACAGCCAGCCUCCGUCUAUGGCGGCACGGUUGCCCUGCGCGAGGCAUCUCGCAUGCGCAUUCUGUCGCCGAUGCUGUGUACCGCAUUCGAGGCUGCCUCCUUGACCUUCGCCGGGCGACGCGAGCAGAUCCGCGAGGUGGAAGCCGUCGGACAUGCCCGCUACGUCCGGGUGCUCCGACAACUGCAAACCGCCCUGAACGACCCCAAGCAGAACAAGUCGACGGAAGUGAUGGUCGUUGUAUUACUCUUCACCAUCAUCGAGGUCCGUGGCGUCAGCCCUUGCCGCAUCCGAUUCCCACUAACCAGUCGGGCAGGCCUUCAAGCACAGCACCAAAGAUUCCCUGCUGAAGCACCAACUCGGCGGACUGCAAUUGCUCCAGGCGCGGACCCCGUACCGACAUCGGUACGGGAUCGAUCGGUCGCUGUACGUCGAUCUCCGCUUAUACUGGGUAGGGUUACCGCGGCGCUCGUCCAGAGCAAACCCACGUUCCUCGCGAGCAAGGAGUGGCUGACCGUCCCGUGGCCGGGCGACGCUCCAUCCAAGGACAUCCUCCACCGACUGCUGGACAUCGCGGUCGACAUCCCCGCGUACCUCGGACAGAUCGACCGCUUCACCGCGGCCCUCCACAGCGGCACCGUGCCCUCGACCGAGCUCGUCGCGCAGCAGACGGCCCUCUGGGACCGCGCGACGGAACUGCAGUCCCGGCUGAACCGGUGGAAAACCAUGUUCGCCGAUACCUAUCCCCCCGGUCAAGCUUGGGAGGAGCCCACCGCGGACACCGCGACCAGGCCCGAGUCCGACCCGCAGACGACCUUCCCGACAUUCCUGUACCGGGACCCGGCGACGAUGCGCCUCCGCCCGGCCCCGUUACUCGUCUACCCGGACCUGCUCUCGGCAACCUGCAUGACCUUCUACUGGGCGCUGCACCUCAUCCUGUCGACGGCCGACAGCGGGCUGGGGAGCGUCCUCGGCCUGCAGGAGCGAUACCAGUAUGCGUGCAACAUCUGCCGCAGCAUGAAGUACUACGUCGAGAACACCCCGGGUGGUUUGGUCUCGCGCAUCAUGUUCGUGCUGCGGACAGCGUUUGAUGCGUUUGCGGACGGGAUGGUCGAGAAGGCGUUUGUGACCGAGGUGUUUCGGCAUAUUGCAGACAAGUUUCAUUUUUCGGUUUUUGCGAACCAGUGUGCGUCGUUUUCGGUGAGCGGUUAG